Molecule: messenger RNA, 546 nt
Organism: Suhomyces tanzawaensis NRRL Y-17324
Lineage: Eukaryota; Fungi; Ascomycota; Pichiomycetes; Serinales; Debaryomycetaceae
Exons: 1
Coding region: 96-392 (98 amino acids)
Source: RefSeq, a predicted model, not a curated record
UCAAUUCGUUAUAGAUCAUCUUUUACACGGGGUUACCCCCACUAACAUUCAAUUCACCGGUAUAUAGGGCUGUUUAUAGUAUUACAUUUUAGGAUAUGGACUCGCAUCGUACACCCAACCUUAUUUGCAUCAUGCCCCACACUCGCUCAAUCCACGGUGCACAUUUGCCCAUCUUCAGACAGACACCUGCUUUUGCCGCCGUGCCGCCCAACUGCCAACAACGUGUCCUCCAAUGUCGUUGCCAGCGUCAAUCCAGACCCCCACGAUCUGGCAACACUACGCUGGCCCCAUCCACGCCACGGCAUGGGGCCCUUUCACGGAUGGCCUCGUCAUGUGACCCGUUAAUAAGCAACAUUCUAGAAUCAGGCCCCGCGACAUUGUUGGGCCAGUAGAAUCAUCCCUGCGUACCGGUCCGACAAAAAGUGCGUGGCAAGCGAAUUGCGAGGGGAACAACCUUGAUUGUUGUUGACGCUUGACGUCCAAAAGCGUAAUUGGAUCUCAACAAUAUCUUGUGCAAGAAACAGGCUAUUGUCCAUGAGUUUGUAG